This is a messenger RNA of Scaptodrosophila lebanonensis, 2242 nucleotides long. RefSeq names its product zinc finger BED domain-containing protein 1. Gene Ontology annotation, molecular function: DNA binding. The record is from RefSeq and is a predicted model, not a curated record. The coding region runs from base 16 to 2106 and encodes 696 amino acids. NCBI's taxonomy places the organism in Eukaryota, Metazoa, Arthropoda, Insecta, Diptera, Drosophilidae. The transcript is spliced from 5 exons.
GCAUUUGAAAUCGAAAUGGCGCGCAGUAAGAUCUGGAAGUAUUAUGAAAAACUUGAUAACAACUGUGCACAAUGUCAGUUGUGCGAAAAAAUUAUCAAAACGAGCGGCAACACAUCUAACCUGAUGAAGCACAUGAAAACGCACCCGCAAGUAGAUGUUAAUGACACCGAGAGCGUUGUUAUUCGAGGGAUUUAUAAGCGCGAAGCCGAUGCUGUUACUGCAAAAAAACGCAGUAAGAAGCUCUCAAGUCAUUUGCACAUCAAACAGGAGGAUGGACAAAUAAUCAAAGCAGAGAAUGUGGAUAUUGGCGAGCAAUGCGAAUAUGACAGCUUUGGCGAUUCUCGCGUAGCCGUAGCGGUAGACAGCGCCAAAGAGAUGGUGGAAGAUAACUUGUCCUGGCCUGCAGAGGUGGAAUCGGAGUCUCUCGAUGGACAAGCCACCGUUAUAGCCGACGAUAUCAUUGAGUUCGAGCCCAGUCUAAUGGGCGAUGGCGAGCAAUGUGAGGGAGAGACGCUUUAUCAACUGGAAGAACUUCCUCUAGCCAAUUUAGAGGAAGUGGAAACGUACACAACUAAAAACCGACAAAAUGUACAGAAAAACCUUGAAAAUGAUCAAUUAGCAUAUUUCGUCUGCCGAGACAAGCAUCCGCUGGAAAUCAUCCAGGGAGAUGGCUUUAAGCAACUGAUGCAUGCGUUCUGCCCCAUUUAUCGGCUGCCUACCGUGGAGCAAUUGAGUGUGCAUAUUAAUAAACUGGCCCAACGGCAGACCGCAGUGCUACGCCAAAGGUUUGCUAACCUGUCCACGAUAGCGCUAAGUUGUGCCAUUUGUUCAACGACAACAAACGGUAACAGCAAUAGCAAAGCCACCCGCCUCGAUGCACAACAGCAGCUGGAGUUGGUGGCUCACUUUUACGAAGGAGACAAUUGGCGCUCGCGAACGCUCAUUGUUCAAUCGUUGCCGGUGCAUUAUAAUGCCGGCAAUAUUGUGGAAUGGCUGGAUCGUACCUGCAACCGUUUUGACAUUGACAAGUCGAAAAUUGUCUGUGUGGUGACAAAGAAUAGUCGCCUGCUAGAGAAUGCGGUGGCGGCGCUUCUUGGUGCUGGCAGACAUCUGCCUUGCUUUGGUGAAAUACUGGAGAGUGUGUUUGAGAUGGUUGUACAGAGACAUGAAUUCGCCUCGCUAUGUGAAAAAGUGCGACGAUAUGUUUUGUUUUAUCUAUCAACUGGUGUGCCAUCCAUGCAACUACAACUGGAGCUAGAUGAAAAGCAACAUCCCAUCACUACUUAUGAGAUGCUCGAACGCUACGUCCAGCUUGCACCACAACUGGACAAAUUGCUUCGCAGCCAACUGGAUGCGCCGCCCUCGUUGACGCCCAUUGAACUAGAGAUAUGCCAUCACUUGCUUGCUGUGCUUAAGCCACUGGCCAAUGCAGCGCGAGAGCUGUGUCGUCCGGAUACAUCCUCUUAUCCCAGCGCCAGCAAGGCUUUGCCCAUUGCCUACACCAUAAUCAAUGAGUUGAAACAAUCACGCAGUUCUGAGCACAAAUAUGCGUAUGAGCUGCGUUUGUUUUUGGUGCGUCAGCUGGAGGAACGUUUUGAAACCAUGGAGAAGAACAUAUUCCUUGCUAUGGCCAGUCUGUUGGAUCCACGAUUUCGUAACAUGCCCUUCCAAAGCUCUGCAUUGGUGGCGAAAUAUAUGACACAGCUUUAUGACCAAAUGCAGCAUCACGAGGAGAUCGGCAUGGAGACUGCAUGUACAGCUGAAGAUGAUUUUUGGACUGCCUAUAAGGCAUUAUCGCAUGAAAAGCACAAACACAGCACCGUGACCAGCGAUUGCGACGAUGAGAUUGCCACGUAUUUCUGCAAUAACAUCAGCAGCUUGCAGGUCGAACCCAUGUUGUUGUGGAAGGAUUUGGCGCAGAUACAUCCGUUUUUGUAUAGUUUGGCAAAGAAAUAUUUGCACAUACCAGCAACAGCAACGCCGCCUGUAAGAAUAUUCACUUCGGCCGAGGCAGAGGUGGCGAUACAACGCGAAAAACUAAGGGAUGAACAAAUGAACAAUAUACUGUUUAUGGCUGAUUGCACAAAAGAGGAAUGGCAGCUAUGAAGAAAUUUUCUGUUACAUGUGUAUGUAUUUAUGGUAAGAAUUUUGUUUGUAAGCCCUCAUUAUACUCUGUACAGGAAAUGUACAAGAGUAUAUUAGGUUUGCGGGAGCUGAAAAAUGUAACAGGCAGAAGGAGGCG